Messenger RNA from Alosa sapidissima (American shad), 2477 nucleotides. RefSeq names its product dihydropyrimidinase (gene dpys). The transcript is spliced from 10 exons. The coding region runs from base 129 to 1637 and encodes 502 amino acids. Gene Ontology annotation, cellular component: cytoplasm; cytosol. Gene Ontology annotation, biological process: pyrimidine nucleobase catabolic process. Gene Ontology annotation, molecular function: dihydropyrimidinase activity. The record is from RefSeq and is a predicted model, not a curated record. NCBI's taxonomy places the organism in Eukaryota, Metazoa, Chordata, Actinopteri, Clupeiformes, Clupeidae.
AGGUGGUCGUCAUCCUCUACUUCAGACUCCACACAUAAGCUAACAACAGCUACACACUGCCUCGUCCACGCAUUAACCAAACUUCAUUGGUUACCAUUGGCUUUGGCGCACAUAAACAACAAGGAAGCAUGGCUAGCCCAAAUAGAAUUCUUAUCAAAGGUGGGAAAUUUGUGAACGAAGAUGUGACCCAGUUGGGAGAUGUGUAUAUUGAAGACGGAAAGAUAGUGGCGGUCGGAUUAAAUCUGCAUUUACCCGGCGGGGUGCGGGUUAUUGAUGCCCGGGACAAAUUGGUGUUGCCAGGUGGCAUUGACACUCACACUCAUAUGGAGUUGGCAUUUAUGGGUACUAAAGCUGUGGAUGAUUUUCACAUCGGAACGAAGGCUGCCGUUGCCGGGGGAACCACCAUGAUCCUGGACUUUGUCAUCCCCCAGAAGGGAACUUCUCUCCUGGAGGCCUACGAGAGGUGGAGGAGCACGGCCGACCCCACAGUCUGCUGCGACUAUUCCCUCCAUGUGGCCGUCACCUGGUGGGACGAGUCUGUCAAAAAGGAAAUGGAAACACUUGUUCGUGAGAAAGGUGUCAACUCUUUCAAAAUGUUCAUGGCCUAUAAGGGAGUGUUCAUGCUUCAGGACGACGAGCUGUAUUCAGCCUUCUCCCAGUGUAAAGAGAUUGGUGCCAUAGCCCAGGUCCAUGCAGAGAAUGGAGACUUGAUCGCUGAGGGUGCCAAGCGGAUGCUGGCCCUGGGCAUCACGGGGCCUGAGGGCCAUGAGCUGUGUCGGCCUGAGGAUGUGGAGGCGGAGGCCACACAGAGAGCCAUCACCAUCGCCCACGCGGUCAACUGCCCACUCUACGUGGUCCACGUCAUGAGCAAGUCCGCUGCCAGGGUGGUAGCCGGUGCCCGCCGGAACGGGCGUGUGGUGUUUGGGGAGCCCAUAGCAGCGGGUCUGGGCACCGACGGUACCCACUACUGGCACCAGGACUGGUCCCACGCAGCGGCCUUUGUGAUGGGCCCCCCCCUCAGACCUGACCCCAGCACCCCAGGGUACCUGAUGGACCUGCUGGCCAAUGAUGAUUUGAGUGUAACUGGCACAGACAACUGUACAUUCUCCCUCUGCCAGAAGGCUCUUGGAAAAGACGAUUUCACCAAAAUCCCCAAUGGGGUGAACGGUGUGGAAGACAGGAUGUCGGUCAUUUGGGAAAAAGGAGUGCAUAGUGGGAAAAUGGAUGAAAAUCGAUUUGUGGCUGUUACCAGUACGAACGCUGCAAAAAUAUUCAACCUUUACCCUCAAAAAGGGCGAAUUGCCCCCGGUUCAGAUGCAGACCUAGUCAUAUGGGACCCAAAGGCCACCAGGACUAUUUCUGCCAAGACCCACCACCAGGCUGUGGACUACAACAUAUUUGAGGGCAUGGUGUGUCAUGGUGUUCCCGUGGUGACCAUCUCCAGAGGGAAGGUGGUGUAUGAGAAUGGGAAGGUGCUGGCCAGUCCAGGAGAGGGUCGCUUCAUACCCCGAAAACCCUUCGCCGAGUUUGUGUACAAGAGGGUGAAUCAGAGAGAGGAGGUGGGAACUCCUCUUGCAGUGAGCAGGGAGCCUUAUUGCGGAGAAGUCAUAUCUUUAGCACAUAACGGCAAACCCUGAAGACAAAACUCACAGGUCAAAAGGAUUGAAAGGGUGAGCACAGGGAGAGCAAAAGAAAGGAUUGCUCCUCACUUGAAAAUAUUUUCUUCAACUUUCAACCAAAGGAAACACACUUAUUAUUCACAUGUAUUCUUCAGAGCUGACGGCAUAGAGUGUAUAACAAAGUAAUUCCAACCUACCAUCAUAAGGAAAACAUACAGAAUAUAUAUUUCAUGUGUGAAAAUGUACAGUAUAUUGAUGUGGUUAGGCAGACUUAUUUUGCCUUUUUCUAAAAUACAAAGAUUUGCUCUGUCAUGUCUAACGUUUCCAGCAAACAAAUGAAAGCUUUGCUACAAUAACUAGCAGGGUCUCCAUAGUUUUCCCCCUACAGUGGGGCUGGCUGGUGGCUGCAGGCCACACUCAGGGUGUCCUUUGGUUAAUGUGAGAGACAAGUCCCUCACUGGAACACCAUUACUCAAAUCCUCCUUAUCUCUGUAGGUCGUCCUCGCCGGAUAUAGGCUUUAGUUUCUUAUCUACCGCACAUUCACAUUCAAAUUAGCAUUAAAAAAAUCCCUUCCUGCCACCUCAGCUACAGCUGUUUGUGCCCCUCUCCUCGUCUUGACUGGAAAUGGGGUCAGUCAGCAUCAGCAUGUUUAUAUAGUCUAAUCUGUUAGGAUGGGUUGGCAUCAGCCUCCUCCAAUGACAAUUUCUUUCGACAAGAAAUUACUUCUAAGGAGUGUUACGCAGCAAGAAUACAAGGCAUUUUCAACGGGCAAUUUGGACAAAAAUUGUGCAGUCUUGGAUAUUUUUUUCCUGGCACAGGACAUUUUGAAAACUGAAAUAAAUAUAAGUGCUUAUCGA